Messenger RNA from Mercenaria mercenaria, 1320 nucleotides. RefSeq names its product attractin-like. The record is from RefSeq and is a predicted model, not a curated record. Lineage: Eukaryota; Metazoa; Mollusca; Bivalvia; Venerida; Veneridae. The coding region runs from base 51 to 1004 and encodes 317 amino acids. Gene Ontology annotation, molecular function: signaling receptor activity. The transcript is spliced from 6 exons.
AGACGUAUUUCAGCCGUGGCGCACUUGCAAAUUACAAUAACAGAAUUACAAUGAUACCUUUAUACGAAAUAUAUUUAGCAAUCUGUCUUACACUGGCAAUCAAAGCAAUGACGAAAGAAUUUCAGUUUGGACAUUGGAUUAAAACGGAUACUGCAGAUCAUUUUGACGUUCACACUUUUGAAAUCAUGCUACUUCAAAACAUUAAAGACUGCAUUGAAUUUUGUAAGACAAGGAGACAAUGCCAAUUCUUCAAUUUCGAUCAUCAGGCAAAUGUUUGCUAUCUGAUUGGGGGCAACGGCACUUUCGUCUCUGAGAAGAAACCAAAAUUCAGUUUCGGAAAAAGGACAGAUUGGAAUAUGACAGGAUACGAAGAGUGUGGUAACUGCAGUGAUUACGGUGUUUGUAAGAAGGGGGAUGACGGUCAGUACUCUGUUUGCCUCAACUCUGGAUGCGGACCGCCUGAAAAGAAAAACAAUGCGAAAGUAAGUGGGAACAUGUUCUCAAUCGGGGAUAAGAUCCAGUAUAAAUGCAAGAAAAGAUACAAAUCAAACAAUGAAGUUUCGAUGACAUCAUCGUGCAAUCAAAAUGGAAUAUGGAGUCCAGUAGACUUUGAAUGCGUUCUUGAAGAUAACGUGUAUAAGCUCAACAACAUAUUCUAUCAAGUUAUUCCACAUGCGCAAAGCUGGAAUAAUGCUAAAGAAAAGUGUUCAAUGAUUGGAGGAUAUCUCAUAGACAUUACAUCCCAGGAAGAACAGAACUUUAUAGAAAGGAAUUUAAGAACUGAUGCGACUGCCAGUCACAACUGCUACUGGACUGGUGGUAAACGAGUUGGAUCGCAAUUUCAAUGGCUGGAUGGUACACCAUUUGGCAACAGCUACAGCAACUGGUAUCCCGGAGAGCCGGGCACUAGUGAGAAUUGCUUGGGCAUCGAUGUUGUUUAUGAAUACACGUGGAACGACAAACCUUGCGACUGGAUGUGUUACCCAAUAUGUGAACUGAUUUAAACUAAAAAAUAAAUGUGUGAGUGCGUGCGUGCGUACGUGCGUACGUACGUGCGUGUGUGGAUAGAUAGAUACGCGAGAAGUUAUUUUAGUUUUGUACUAUUAAUGACAUAUUUUCGACAGAGGCAACCAUUAGUUUUUUCUGUGUACAUUAGUUUUCUUUUUCGUCAAAAAUGGGGGGGAAAAACAAAGAACAUAUGAAAUAAAUUUAUAAUUGUAUCCAUCCAUGUACACGUUUCUCGCGCGUUUCAUAUUGCAUCUCAUGAAGAACAAAUUGUUGAUUCAUUCUGUAUAUAUGGCAAGACAAAGUUGAACAUCG